CUAAAUAAAUAGCGCCCUCUCUUGAUCCAUCCUAGAUUUUUACACUUCGUAUGAGGGCGGUGUUAAUUGUGUGAGUUUGCGUCAAGUUGCGUGCAAACGCCUGCAGGAUGGAAAAAAAUAAUGCACCUGUACAUGUACGACUGUCGACUACAUACUGUACGCCGGCAUAUUCCUAUAUUACAACUUCAACCAUGUCAACAAGAAAUCGAAUCUGCUAGAACUUUGUAACAUUCAUCUCUGGCGAUUUCUACGUUCAACAUGGCUGGUGCUACCUUUCUGCCCAAAGCAGUUCUGUUUGUAGCAAUCUCUGCCUUUGGAUUGUGCGUUUGCUUUUUAACCGUGUUCCAGUUCGGAAUGUUUUUGUUCAGAGAGGGCCUAGCCAUGGGUGUCGUUGACGGGAGACAAUCUGCUCACGACAAGGAUGCUGCAGAUCCAUAUGUGAGUGACUUGCUGCUGGAUCUUCUACUUAUUGCUGCAUUCGUUCUCCAGCAUUCCCUGUUGGCUCGCAGGCCAUGGAAAGACUUCAUCCAAUGGCUGGGCCUGGAUGUGGUGGAGCGAUCCCUGUAUAUACUGGCUACAUGCGGAGCUCUGCAGACACUGAUGCAGUACUGGCGACCUCUCUUUCCUGAGUCCGUACUGUGGGCCUUGGACACAGACAGCCGUUGGGUGUGGACUGUUUUGGGGAUUUUAAGCUUCCUGGGCUGGCUGUGUGUGGUCGGGGUGGUCAUGGUGCUGGACUAUGCCGAACUGGUCGGAAUCAAACAAGUAUACUACUUUCUGAUGGAUUUGGAUCCUCCCCUUCAGAUGAAGUCUCGGGAGUACCAACGCCUUUUCCAAAAUUUCCGACAUCCUGUAAUGACAGGACUGUUGAUCAUCUUGUGGGCCGUGCCUGUCAUGACCAUGGGCAGGCUUGUGUUAGCCUUGUCGCUGACCAUCUACACAUUUUACGGCCACAGUCUGGACAUGAGGGACUACGACUACAUCUGUCAGCAGCAUCAACUGAAGAAAAGAACUCUCCGGUCACCCCAGGGUUUCAGAGCCACAGGGGGGCGAGCUUCAUCGGUUGGCUAUGGUUAAGAUACCACUUACAUGUAUCUUAACCACCAUGGUCUUAUAUGUUUUAGUUGCCUUUAAAUGGUACCCGUGUUUGGGCUGGUGUCUUUUAAAAUGUUGACACCAGUGACAGGUGCUUCCACCCUGGUAAGCAUUUAAUUGUCACUGUGCAUUAAGUCAUGCGCAUUACAAUUAAAGCAUUUUCUGAGAGACAGAUUACAAUUUUCCUCCUACUAGUCGGUCUCUCAUCGAUGAUCACAAGAUCAAAACUCUUCAUACUGGUUCUUGCAGGAACGCCGCUUUAACGAAUACGACGGGGUCCAGGCUAAAUGUUUGGUACAUUGGUCUUUAGGUGUAGCGAAAUUAACCGCUGAACGUUUCAUUGCCAUGUUGAAUAGCGCCUUCUCUUGUCUAACUGAAGUGCACCCUUUUGUGAUACUAUGAUUCGCUGUU
Messenger RNA from Acanthaster planci (crown-of-thorns starfish), 1506 nucleotides. Its product is annotated as nurim-like. Gene Ontology annotation, cellular component: nuclear membrane. The record is from RefSeq and is a predicted model, not a curated record. Lineage: Eukaryota; Metazoa; Echinodermata; Asteroidea; Valvatida; Acanthasteridae.